Rosa chinensis is the source of this 759-nucleotide messenger RNA. RefSeq lists its product as uncharacterized. The coding region runs from base 1 to 759 and encodes 252 amino acids. The transcript has a single exon. NCBI's taxonomy places the organism in Eukaryota, Viridiplantae, Streptophyta, Magnoliopsida, Rosales, Rosaceae. The record is from RefSeq and is a predicted model, not a curated record.
AUGUGGUUCCAACAGGAGACUUACCCUGAGCUCGUUAAGAGAAAAUGGCAGAAUUAUAAUAGGGAUAUUAUCAGUAAAGUUAAUAUGCUUGCUUCGGAUCUUCAAAAGUGGAAUACCAAUGUUGUCGGUAAUAUCUUUAGAAAGAAAAGAAAACUCUUAGCUAGAAUUACUGGUAUCCAAGAGAGCCUUUGUAAAAAGCAUAAUCCUUUUCUUCUCAAUUUGGAGGAAGAUCUCAUUAGGGAAUAUGAGCAAAUUAGAGAUCAAGAAGCUGUGUACUGGCAACAAAAGUCCAGAGUUACUUGGCUUCAGAAUGGAGAUAGAAAUACAAAGUUCUUUCACCUUUCCACUAUGGUGAGAAGACGAAGAAAUAAAAUUGAAGGUUUGCUUAAUCAAUCUGGAGAGCUUUGCACUGAUCUUCCUACUAUGAAAAACAUUGCUGCUGCUUUCUUUCAAGCUCUGUUCACUCAUAAUCCCUCUGAAGACAUCAGGUUUGUCAUCCCUUACCUUUUUCCUAAUUUGGAUAUUGAUGCUAUCAAUUGGAUGAGUAGAUCAAUUUCUGUUGGGGAAGUGCAUAGUGCCUUAUUUAGUAUUAGAAGUCUGAAAGUUCCUGGUGUCGACGGGUUCCCUGCCCUUUUCUACAAGAAGCAUUGGAAUCUAUUAUUUGCUGAGAUUCUUAGUUUGGUGACUGAUGCCUUUAUACUCAUGGAAAAAUUCCUGAUUGUCUCAAUCACAACCUCAUUACUCUUGUUCCUAAAGUGA